Peronospora farinosa is the source of this 2745-nucleotide messenger RNA. NCBI's taxonomy places the organism in Eukaryota, Oomycota, Peronosporomycetes, Peronosporales, Peronosporaceae. The record is from the annotation of a GenBank genome assembly.
AUGAUGCUGGCGACGACAUCGACCCAGCGCUUGCGGCGUCAGGCUGCCCCCAUAUUACACGACCUUUAUCAAUCUCGGCAUUUGCAUUUCCUGCAGCAGCAAUUGGGAAACUCAUUGCAACGCAAUGGAAUGCGUGGUAUGUUACGUACUGUACAUCAAAAUCCACUGAGGAUGCGUCAAGUGUUGCAGUCAACGCGUUCGCGCUCAUUUUUAAAGAAUACAAGUGCAGAGAAGACAUUGAGCUGGGCAACGUGGUUGCAGGAGAAUAUUCCAAAGGGUUUUGGACGAUUCUAUCCAAAGACUGGAGGUACUGGUGGUAAAGUUGGUGGACCACCGAAGAAUGCACCGAAAACAGGCGAAAAAGAAGCGGGAGGUGUCAAGAAACUAAGCUCCAAGACUGCAGAGGGAAAGACUAAAGGAAGCAAAGGCUCUUCGGGAGGCAGUGGUGGUCCAAGCGGCAAAGAUGGCAUGUACCUUCUUCCACUUGCUGUGGCGGGAAUGUUCUUGGCCGAAUUGGCUUCUUUUGACAAGCCCAUGCAAGAAAUUACAUACCAGGAGUUUCGGAACUCUUUCUUGGAAUCUGGACGCGUAGAAAAGCUCGUGGUGGUGAAUAACAAGUAUGUCAAGGUGUUUCUGAACGAUACAGUCAGUAAAUCAUCGUCGUUAGCAUCAGGCUCGGUGUCGGGUACUAGCAAUGACUUUUCAGACUGGCAGGACCCCAAUGCGAAGGGUCCGCAUGAGUACGACUUUGCAUCAGAGCCGGAUCGUCAAUCUGAUGGCAGUCGUGGAGCAACGUUACCUGGAAAGGGAUCACGUGGUGCUUCAAGUCAUUCGAACUUCAAUCCUGUGUAUUAUUUUAACAUCGGCAGUGUGGAGGGUUUUGAGCGACAGAUUGAACACGCACAGCACCAGAUGGGCAUUCGUCCUCAUGAUUACAUUCCGGUACAGUAUACUAGCGAGAUUAGCUUUGCAGCAGAAGUGAUGAAGUUCCUGCCGACUAUUUUGCUGAUCGGUUUCCUGCUUAUGACCAUGCGUGGUGUGGGAGGUGGGGCUGGUGGCGGCGGCGGCCUUGGCAACAUCUUCAAGGUUGGCAAGAGUCCAGCCAAAAAGAUCGUCAAGGAGGACAUAAAGAUUUCGUUUAAGGAUGUGGCCGGUGUGGACGAGGCCAAGAAGGAGAUCAUGGAGUUUGUGGACUUCCUUCGCAACCAGAAGCGUUUCAUGGAUCUUGGUGCCAAGAUUCCUAAGGGGGCGCUGCUUGUUGGUCCGCCUGGUACGGGUAAGACGCUGUUGGCAAAGGCCACAGCUGGUGAAGCUAGUGUGCCAUUCUUUAGCAUCUCGGGGUCGGAUUUCAUCGAGAUGUUCGUAGGCGUGGGUCCGUCACGCGUGCGUGAUCUGUUUAAGGAGGCUCGUGCGAACGCUCCGUGCAUCGUGUUCAUCGAUGAAAUCGAUGCAGUGGCGCGUGCACGAAGCAAGGGUAACUUCUCGGGCGGCAAUGACGAGCGCGAAAACACGCUUAACCAGCUGCUAGUUGAAAUGGAUGGUUUCAAUUCGAGCGAAGGUGUGGUGGUGCUUGCUGGUACGAACCGCGCUGAUAUUCUUGACAAGGCUAUCUUGCGCCCAGGUCGUUUCGACAGACAAAUUACUGUGGAUGUCCCCGAUAUUAAGGGUCGUCGUGAAAUCUUCAAGGUGCACCUCAAGGGGCUGACGCUGGAUGGCGCUGUGGAUGACUUCGCUCGCCGAAUGGCUGCACUAACCCCCGGCUUUGCUGGAGCUGAGAUUGCCAACAUUUGCAACGAGGCUGCAAUUGUGGCCGCGCGACGAAAUGGCAAAAGCAUUUCGUUUAAGGAUUUUGAACAAGCCACUGAUCGUGUAAUCGGCGGGCUCGAGACGAAUCGCAUCAUGUCGCCGGAGGAAAAGAAGACGGUGGCGUACCACGAGGCUGGUCACGCUGUGGCUGGUUGGUUCCUAGAGCAUGCUGAUCCGUUGUUGAAGGUGACCAUCGUCCCACGAGGAAAAGGAUCGCUCGGGUACGCGCAGUAUCUCCCGAAGGAGGUUGCUUUGCACAGCAGUGAGGCCUUGACUGACAUGAUGUGCAUGGCAUUGGGUGGCCGCGCGUCGGAGCAUGUGAAUUUUGAUGGCCGUAUCACGACUGGAGCUUCUGAUGACCUCCGUCGUGUAACUCAGAUUGCCUACUCAAUGGUGCAGUUGUACGGUAUGAACGAUCGCGUUGGACAGCUCUCCUUCCCUAAGGACGAGGGUGCAUUCCCGGACAAGCUUUACAGUGACAAGACUUCCGAGGUUAUGGACGAGGAGGUGCAAAAGAUUGUCCACAACGCGUACGAGCGCACAAAGCAACUUCUGAAGGAAAAGCAGUUGCAGCUACACGAGUUGGCUGAGGAACUGCUGCAGAACGAGACUAUUAACCACUCGGACAUUGUGCGUGUGCUGGGACCCCGUCCGUUUGGCGGUAACAAGACAUACACCGAGUUUGUGGAAGAGUCUUGGAAGGACGCUGACAAAUAUGAAGCAGACAAGGCUAAGGCGUCCGAGGCAGCUGCCAAGGCAACGGCUGAGGUGAAGAACAGCGAAGAGACGACGUCGACUAACCAGGACGACGACACUAAAGACGACAACACCAAGGACGACGACAUUAGAGACGAUAACACUAAGGACGACGACACUAAAGAUGACGCUAAUGAGGACGACGACACUAAAGAUGACAAUACCAAGGACGACAAGAAGUAG